UCGCCGUUUAUUCUUCUUCUUCUUCUUCUGUGGUCCAGGAGCCGCACAGUCCGCUACCUGUGCCUUCUGCAGUCAUCCAGCAAUAAUCAUAAAUCAUAAUAAAACAAUUAAGGCAUAAAUAAUAAUAAUAUGAUAAUGAAGGUGGAUUUUGAGGAGUGUCUGAAAGACUCGCCCCGUUUCCGGGCUGCUGUAGAAGAUGUAGAGGGGGAUGUUGGAGAGCUGGAAUCCAAACUGGACAAGUUAGUUAAGCUGAGUAUCGGGAUGAUCGACGCCGGUCGAGUUUACAGUCACGCCAACAGACAGUUUAUUAACGGGAUCCGAGAUUUAGCGCUGCAGUCCAGCAGAGAUGACGUCAUCGGGUCCAGUUUAGCUGCUUUUGCUGAGACACUGCAGGAGAUGAAUAACUACCACACAAUCUUAUUUGACCAAGCGCAGCACUCUGUCAGGUCUCAGCUUCAGACCUUCAUAAAAGAGGAUCUGAGGAAGUUUAAGGAGGUGAAGAAACAGUUUGAUAAAGCGAGUGAGGAGAAGGAAGUGGCAUUGGUGAAAAACGCUCAGGUUCCCCGGAACAAGCCACAUGAAGUGGAUGAGGCCACCAACAUCCUCAGUACAACCCGGAAGUGCUUCCGUCACAUCGCCCUCGACUACGUCCUGCAGAUCAAUGUUCUUCAGUCCAAGAAAAGAUUGGAGAUUCUCAAAUCGAUGCUGUCGUUCAUGAACUCCAACCUGAGCUUCUUCCAGCAGGGAUACACACUGUUCAGCGAUCUACAGCCACUGAUGAAGCAACUUGGGGGACAGCUGGAUCAGCUGGUUGUCGACUCGGCAAAGGAGAAAAGAGACAUGGAGCAGAAACACUCAGCCAUCCAGCAGCAGGCUGCACUUCAGGACUUGUCUUCUGAGGACUGUGGGCUGCAGGUCAGUGUGGACUGUGAGGAUGGAGUGAUGAUGGAAGGAUAUCUCUUCAAACGAGCCAGUAACGCUUUCAAAACCUGGAACAGUUUCACCAUCACGCUGUUUCUUUUUUCUGUUUGUUUGUUUUCUUUUGUCCAUCCUGUGUUGGUCCACCUGAAGAGUGACAGGCGUUGGUUCUCCAUUCAGCACAAUCAGCUUGUCUAUCAGAAGAGAUUCAGGGAUAACCCCACUGUAGUGGUUGAAGAUCUCCGGCUUUGCACGGUUAAACAGUGCGAGGACAUGGAGCGACGUUUCUGCUUUGAGGUCGUCUCUCCAAAUAAGAGCUGUAUGCUGCAGGCUGACUCAGAGAAACUGCGACAGUUCUGGACCAAAGCUGUACAGAACAGCAUCGCUACAGCUUACAGGGAAAACGGAGAGGAACCUGCAGCUAGGUUGCAGCGUGAAUCAUCAGCGUCUCUGGGCAGUCUGGACUCUCUGGGUGAGUGUCGCUUUGGACGCGCUGACAGUCCUCUACACCGCGUGCUGUCAAUCAGAGGGAACCAGAACUGCUGUGACUGUGGGGAAGCAGAGCCUCGGUGGGCCAGCAUCAACCUGGGUAUCACACUCUGCAUCGCCUGCUCCGGCAUCCACAGGAGUUUAGGAGUCCAUAACUCUAAGGUGAGAUCAUUGACACUCGACUCGUGGGAACCAGAGCUCUUGAAGCUGAUGUGUGAGCUGGGUAAUGAGCUGAUUAAUCAGAUCUAUGAGGCUCGCAGAGGAGAGAUGGGCUGGAAGAAACCACAGCUUGGAGACCCUAGGCAGGAAACUGAGGCCUACAUCCGGGCCAAGUACGUGGAGAGGAGGUUUGUGCGAAAGCAAGACUUUCAGGAGCAAAGGUCAAAGGUCAUGACGCUGACUAAACAUGAUAAGCAUCUGAAGGGAAGCGUGGAGUUCCUGCCCCCUCGGCCACCCCCUCCCACCCCUAAAAUCCGCCCCACCUCCAACACCUCUGUGGUCCUCAGCGGACAGGAGGCUCGACGUGACUCGCUCUUCUGCCCCGAUGAGCUUGAUUCCCUCUUUUCCUACUUUGACACAUCGUCAAAGCUCCGGAGCUUGAAGAGUGCAGACAGUGGCAUUCAAACCAGCGCUGAUGGAAGCAGAGAGAUGCUUAACUCUUCAUCCAACACCAGCCUGAGUGAACCAGAUCUGCAGGAGACGGAGCCUGUGCAUGAGUCCCCGCCCGUUCUUCCCCAUGUGACUGAGUGUUCCCCCAGCCUGUUGCUGUUCUGGGCCUCGUGUGCUUCUAGUUUAGCUGACAUGGUGGAGGCAUUAGCGCUUGGUGCAGAUGUUAACUGGGCCAACCCUGAGGAUCAGAGUCGUACACCACUAAUGCAGGCAGUACAGGGGGGUUCAUUACUGCCCUGUGAGUUCCUGCUGCAAAACUCUGCUAAUGUGGAUCAGCAGGAUGCUCGAGGAAGAGGAGCACUGCACCACGCUGCCAUGCUGGGACAUACCGGACAGGUUUGUUUGUUCCUGAAGCGUGGCGCUUGCCAGAGUGUCUCGGACAUGGAUGGCAGGAGUCCACUAUCCAUUGCCAUGGAUACCACCAAUGCUGACAUCGUCACCCUGCUGCGCAUGGCGAAGGUGAACGAGGAGAUGAGGGAGUCACUGGACCAGCCAACGCAAUACUUUCAGUCUCACAGUCACUCAGAGCAGUACAGGAAGUGCAUCCAGGAGUUCAUCGCCCAGCAGCUGGACGAGUGUUAACAUGCUGUAGAUGAUGACCAACACAGCUGGAUGGGUGCUAACACACAACAAAACACCACAGAUGAUAACACAGGUGGACGGGUGCUAACACAUGACUAAACACCAUAGAUAAUAACCAACACAGCUGGAUAUGUGCCAUCGCACAACUAAUCACCAUAGAUGAUAACUAACACAGCUGGAUGAGUGCUAACACAUGACUAAUCACCAUAGAUAACCAACACAACUGGACGCAUGCUAACACACUACUAAUCACCACAGAUGCUAACACAAACGCCAUAGAUGAUAACCAACACAGCUGGAUAUGUGCUAACACACUACUAAUGACCAUAUAUGAUAGCCAACACACCUAGACAUGUGCUAACACACGACUAAACACCACAGUUGUUUAUAUGCUAUCACACAACUAAUCACCAUAGAUGACAACUAACACACCUAGACGUAUGCUAGAACACUGCUAAUCACCAUAGAUAAUAACCAACACAGCGGUCACACAUUUAAUCACCAUAGAUUAUAACUACCACAACUGGACUUGUGCUAACACACGACUAAUCACCACAGAGGAUAACACAGCUGGAUGGGUGCAAACACAUGACAAAACACCACAGAUGAUAACCUAACACAGCUGGAUAUGUGCCAUCGUACUACUAAUCACCAUAGAUAAUAAGCAGCACAGCUGGACAUGUGCUAACACACUACUAAUCACCACAGAUGAGAACACAGCUGGAUGGGUGCUAAUACACGAUUAAGCCCCAUUGAUUAUAACCAACACAACUCAGUUAACACUUGAACUCCACAGCUGGACCUUAAAGACCUCAGUAUUGCAGCGUGUACCAGUCUAUACGGCAGUGUAUUUGUUGUAAUUCGUGCAUUAGCCUGUAAGUGUGUUUGUUGGUGCACCACUGCCAGAACUCUGCUGUUGGACUGAUACUGAUGUAACAAACCCCCACAAUAUUGCGAGUGAAAAUUAGCGUUAAUCUGACGGUAGAAUGUAUACCACGAUGUGACGUUUGUCUGUUUGAGAGAAUAUUUUGUGACUUUUAGUCCCGGAAACACAGUCAGUCUCCUGCUGAUGUGCACGACUUCAGUCUGGCUACAGUACAGUGCUAUUUUAAUGUACACUCCUCCACUUUCCCUUAAUUAACUCCUCUUGGUGCCAUUUCAUUGCUGCUUAAUGAAGUGAAGGGAAACAUCUGGUGCGGGUAUUACAUAAUUAAUUUUCAGAACUUCAUUUAUUACCUGCCCUUCAGUGGUAUUAAUUUACACACUAUCUUUUCCUGAAGUGCUUAUCAGGCUCCGCCCACAAAUAAUACAGAUAUUUUUGAAAAUGUACAAUCCGUCUCUAUAUGGACACGACGUUUUGGGUCACUAGAAAUGAUUGCUUUGUGAAAUUGUACAAGUUUCACAGAACUGCGAUUGUACACACGGCUGACGAAGGUGCGUUAGAAACCGUUUUGGGUUACAUGGUCUGUUUUCCUUAAAGGUGCUUAUUUGAGACCAAACGCACAACACACAUCGUUUAUAAAACCACACACUUAUCCCUAGCUUGUGUUUGUUGUAUAAUAUCAGGAUUAUGGACCUGAUUUCCUCCAUCCUGUAAACCUCCUGAACUUUUAUUACGGUUUAUGAUCUUGUACAUUUUUUAUAAAUUGUAGGAAGACACAUGCUUCUUUAGAUGUGUCCAAAAGAAGGACAGCUGUCCUCAUGACUCAGACAUUCUGUCCGUGGAAAACUCCAGAAUGUCAUUUUAAAGCCAUUAACUUUAUUCUGGUAUUGAGUAUCGUGAUGUAUCGCAGAACUGAUGAUCAGCACAUACUUAAUUCUAUAAACUAUUGAGUCUUCCUUUAUUAUUCUUGCCUUUGACUGUAACACAUACACACACACACUGUGGACAUAUGGUAUCUCUUUUAUAUAAAAACACACUUUUUAUCUUUAAGGUCUGGCAUUAAAUUCCAAAAAUGAGGCUUAAGCAUGUGCAGCUACCUCAAGCUUGAUGUUGAUUGGUCAGCUGGUUGAUGAGGGUGUGAGUAUGUGCGUUAUGUCAUGAAAUAUUUUAUAAUCCUGUAAAUAAUCUGUGCACAAGUUCAAGGACAUCGUUCCUCAGAUGCUACUGUAGUUAAUCUUCUCUCCUCUGUGCUGCAUGACAUUUUAGAACACCCUGUGUGUAUUAUAACACACUAAAGGCCUGAAACGAAAACACACACACACAUUCCUAAAAUGUGUCACCUGAAGUUUUUCUUUUUUAAGCGUGGACGCAUUCUGAACAAUGGUACUAGGGGGCGCUGUCGCACAUAAUGACAGGAGGAAUAUCUCUCGCUCUCUCCCAUGAUUAAAUUCCAUCUGACAGCUGAUGAUGUCAUAGUGGGUGUUACAGCAGCCGACCAAUCAGCAGCUUCACUCCAACUCUUUGGAAAGGAAGAGAAAUACUUUUUAGAGUCUUUCUUUUUUUCUCUUUUUCUGUCUUUUCAUCCUCAUUCCGUUUAUAUAAUUCUCCAUAUUUCUGCUCUCUUAUUUAUCAGAUCAUCUUUCUCACAUUUUCUAUUCUCUCUUCUUUUGUUCUUUCUUUCUGCACUGCAUCUGUACACAAGUCCUCAAAUAAUCUUUUGUUUUAGAUUUUAAUAUUUAUUUCAUCCCUCCAACACUUCAGCUCUUUGUGAACAAAAUGUUUGUACAUUUUUUUUACAAGUGUUUUAGACAUUAACUGUAUUAUUAAACACCAGAUUAAGGCGUGACUGAUGAAUGCCCCCUACAGGACAGGGGUUUAUUUCCGUCACAGUUCCAGGAUAACUUGCUUGUGUUGAAUGUAUUGUUGUUUGGGUGUGUUUCAGGCCUGAGUGUGAUUUGCUGUAUAUAAUCACUCCUGAGUGCUGAAAACUCGGCUCGUUAUAUGUAUUUACUCCUGAACGCACAUCUGUAUAAACACCAUUUUAUAGAUGCCAUUUGUUUAAAAUAUUUCAGUGCUAGCAGAAGAUGACUGGAGGGGAAAAUGUAGAGAUGUAAAUUAAAGUCUGUUGUUUGUAUAUUAAUGUACACAGUGAACUUUGCAGGUUCAAUAUCCCAUAAUGCACCAGUACUCUGUACAAGUCACUGUAAUAACAGCUUGUUUAUAUACUGUGUACUACACUGGCAGGGUAAUGAGUAAGCCCUGCACCCAUGUCCUGUAAGAUUGGUCAAUGCUAAGACCCGCCCAGUCAUUGACUAUAGACUCCGCCCCCUGUCUAUGCUGAGUCAUGAUGAGGUGUGACACAGUGGCAGAUCUUUAAAUGUCUGAAUUAUAAAGCAUUCCUCCAGACUCUUGUCCAGCGGUUUACUUCACCAGAAAUGAGGUGGGCGGUUCUGGGUAGAGGUGAUUUGGGAACGACUGCAGUAACAUUAGCUGGGUCAGUUCACUGUGUCUGGGAGUGACUAGUAAUUUUAGGAAAAUAGGAAGAAAGACAUUUGGGGUGAGCUUACUGAUUAAUUACGCUCUUACAAAGAUGGAUAAAUCAUAAAGGGUUCUGGAAUGACUCCACUGGGAUAACCGUCAAAGCGAGAGCCAUAUAAAUAGAACCGCUUUUGAAGUUUAGAGCCCUUAACCCUCCAAGUAGAACCAGAAGGAGUGUAAUGAUACACGGUGAUGAGAUGCAUCACGAUGCAAAAAUGGGACAAUGUGCAUCAUGCGAAUGUGUGACAUUAACAUUCUAUUAAUUCCACAUGUAAUGCAGUUGCACUGUUUGAACACCAGGGUCCCAAUCUGCACAACUGAUGGAAUUAAAAUCCUCUAUAUAGAGUGCACGCUGGUCACAUGAUUAUAUUCUUUUGUGGCGAUCCUGCUGAAUAAUCAGGAAUCAUUUGCACUUCUGAAGUGACCGAUAGCUCUGGACUUCAGUGACUGGCGUACGUUAUAUGUUAUUACCAUAUUCUAACAUAACCAUGUUAAAACAGUUAAAAAGAGUUUUCAGUAUCUUUCAAACAGCACCAGCCCUGUACCGCUGUACUCUGUAGAGACUGAGAAAGUGGGCACAGAAACCGGGCAUUUUAGCCGCCUUUGGAGCUCUAGUUCUGCUGCGGAGCUCGUUAUGUUCCAGAGUCUCCAGCUCAGACAGUUAGUCACAAUUUUUGAGAGAAUUUAUAAGUUCAGGAUCUGGUAAACUUGUAGUGCAAAAUUAAAGCUCUGUUCACAGCAAUUUUUUUUUUUAGUUUUAUACAGUAUUGUUACACCCCUACGUUUAACUGUACAAGUAUAAACACUUUCAGAGACCAGAACUCGUAACUAGGGUUUUUUUCUUUGGCAGUCCGGUCUCAAGAGACCGUCAUUGUCAUGCUCCUGGAGUGGGUUCUGCUGUGGCUGUACAGCCCAAUUCUUGACUUGCAGUUCCUGUUACAGACAAAGCAGAUGUAAUGUGUGUUCAGGGUUGUCGUUGAUGCCUCUUGUUUCUUUCUGGCUCUUUUUUCAGCUGCAAUCUGGCCCCUCCUUUUAUCUGCCUCUGUGAUUCUCUUCCGAAUGGCCUGAUGCCAGGCAGCUCAGUCCUUGGCUUGUAACUCCCAGUUGUCCACAGGGAUGCUCCAGGUGAUCAUGUCUCUCUUGCAGACAUCCUGGAAUCUGCAGACUGACAGCUUCCGUGUUGUGUCCUCACUCUAGGGCGAGGCUGGAGUGGCCUCUCCAGGGCACGGAGCCUGGGCAAACGGUAUGGAGAUCCUGGGCUGCCCAAACAUCAAAAUCCCCCUCUCAGCCUUGAUGGUGGUAAUCCAAAGGAAUGCAGAGCAUGAUGUUUUGGUGCCAUCUUGGCUGCAGGUUUGAAAUCAGGGUGCCUUCCCCUAGACGGACUGUCUUCCCAGGUAAAUGAGCUCCGUCUACCUGUGUGCUAUUUACCCAUAGCUGGGGGUCUAGUUCAUGGGCAUCAGGGCGUGUCCACAUGUAUGGGGGCCAGACCUCCUCCGAGCUCCCUGCAGUUUAGCCUGGGUCCUUGUGGUGCCCAGUUUCCAUCUGUAGCCACGUGGAGGCACUGCAACUAGGGUAGAACCAAUUUAUUUAGCUCGGAACGCCUAACCAUGCAAGUAGAACUGCUUUACUAUAUGAAGAUAGGAAGGAAAGAAAGAAAGCACAACUUUAUUCAUCACACACUUGUGAAAUUCCUCUCUGCAUUUAACCCAUCUGAAGCAGUGAAAACACACACAUGCACACACGUGAGCAAUUAGCGCACACACACAUACCCAGAGCAGUGGGCAGCCAUGCUAACAGCACCCAGGGAACAGUUGAGAGUUACGUGCCUCACUCAAGGGCACCUCAGCCCAAGGUCGUCCCAUAUUAACCUAACCGCAUGUCUUUGGACUGUGGGGGAAACUGGAGCACCCAGAGGGAACCCAUGCAGACACGGGGAGAACAUGCAAACUCCACACAGAAAGGCCCCCGCCGGCCGCUGGGCUCAAACCCAGAACCUUUUUGCUGUGAGGCGACAGUGCUAACCACUACACCACCGUGCCACCCUAGAAACCCUAGAUGGAAACCUAAACACCCAAAUAUAACCACUUUAAUAACCUUCGAUCCCAGUAGAAUGGUUUGAGGAAAUCAGAAUCUACAACCACUUUAGGAACCAAGUAUCCUUAACUGUCCUAGCAGAACCUCUAAGAACACAUCACCAUCCAAGGAACCUUUGACGACACCAUUUUCUUUUAAGAGAACUCAUUCCUUUAUAACUUUUUUUUUUUCUUUUCAGAAUGAUCACCUGCCAGUUUAUCAAGUUUACAGGGUUAGUUCACUGUGAGAUAGUUUGUGGUGAUUGGGGGCAGAGUCUUAUUAACUGGACCUGGGUUCUAGAGUUUUGUAAAUGUGUCCAAGUGUAUAUUGAAGCUGCAAGUCACUGUUUAUGUAAAAAUCUGAAAUGUUCUCUCAGUGUUAGAUUGUUUUAUUAGUGGUAUUUAAUCACAUUCAUGUUUUUUCUUGUAUUUAACUGUGAAUACAUGUGAAAGAAGAAUGCAAGAACCUCAGAAGAACUUGUUACAUCUCAGAAGGUUCUGGAUAAUUAGGUCUUGAGUAAUGUUUAUAAGUACCUGGAGUUGAGUAGUGUUAUGUUAAAGGGAUCUCAGCUGCAGUUGUGUUGUAAUAAUCCACACGGAGUGUGUAAGGGCUGACAGUUUGAUCCGCAGUGAAGUUAUUGGUGAUGGAGCUGAGAUGUGGUUCUCCUGCCCUGGAGAACCGUGAAGAGCUCUUUCUCCUCCUGGUUCUGAUCCAGCUGAAGCUCCACAACCUGUGCCUUUUUACUUUUUUCUCCUGGUUUUUUUUUCUUUCUUCAAUCUGCACUUUAAUAAACAUCCUGAGUUGUUAGCA
Molecule: messenger RNA, 8962 nt
Organism: Neoarius graeffei (lesser salmon catfish)
Lineage: Eukaryota; Metazoa; Chordata; Actinopteri; Siluriformes; Ariidae
Product: arf-GAP with coiled-coil, ANK repeat and PH domain-containing protein 2-like
Exons: 25
Coding region: 130-2658 (842 amino acids)
Cellular component (GO): cytoplasm
Molecular function (GO): GTPase activator activity; protein binding
Source: RefSeq, a predicted model, not a curated record